Myotis lucifugus (little brown bat) is the source of this 1858-nucleotide messenger RNA. RefSeq names its product THAP domain containing 11 (gene THAP11). Gene Ontology annotation, molecular function: RNA polymerase II cis-regulatory region sequence-specific DNA binding. Gene Ontology annotation, cellular component: nucleoplasm. Gene Ontology annotation, biological process: regulation of transcription by RNA polymerase II. The transcript has a single exon. NCBI's taxonomy places the organism in Eukaryota, Metazoa, Chordata, Mammalia, Chiroptera, Vespertilionidae. Bases 259 to 1161 code for a protein of 300 amino acids. The record is from RefSeq and is a predicted model, not a curated record.
CUUCUCAGGCGGUCCUUCGCGGCGUCCCCGGGGCCGACUCCCGAGCGCAGGCGGGCGGCCUGGCGGGCUGCGCGGCGCGGGCCGACGGGAAGCGUAUUCUGGGCACGGGGUGCCGGGCCAGCCGGCCGCGCCGGACGACAGUAGUGGUAAGCCACCCAAGGUCUCGCGCGGCGCCGCCCGUCGAGGGGCGGGCGGCGGCAGACAACCGGGCCGUCGAAGAGUUCAGGAGGCCGGUGGGCCGGGCCGCGCGGCGCAGCCAUGCCAGGCUUUACGUGUUGCGUGCCGGGCUGCUACAACAACUCGCAUCGGGACAAGGCUCUCCAUUUCUACACGUUUCCCAAGGACGCUGAGCUGCGGCGCCUCUGGCUCAAGAACGUGUCUCGUGCCGGCGUCAGUGGAUGCUUCUCCACCUUCCAGCCCACCACGGGUCACCGUCUCUGCAGCGUCCACUUCCAGGGUGGCCGCAAGACCUACACGGUGCGCGUCCCCACCAUCUUCCCUCUGCGCGGCGUUAACGAGCGCAAAGUAGCACGCAGACCCGCCGGGGCCGCAGCCGCCCGCCGCAGGCAGCAGCAGCAGCAACAACAGCAGCAGCAGCAACUGCAGCAUCCGCCGCCGCCGUCAGCCUCGACUGCCCAGACCGCCCAGCUGCAGCCGAACCUGGUGUCUGCCUCUGCGGCUGUGCUCCUCACUCUUCAGGCGGCUGUGGACAGCAGCCAGGCUCCUGGAUCCGUGCAGCAGGCACCCACUGCUCCCACCGGAGAUGAUGUGAAACCCAUCGAUCUGACGGUGCAAGUGGAGUUCGCGGCCGCAGAGGGCGCAGCCGCCGCAGCUGCCGCGUCGGAGCUAGAGGCUGCCACCGCCGGGCUGGAGGCUGCCGAGUGUCCGAUGGGCCCCCAGUUGGUGGUAGUAGGGGAAGAGGGCUUCCCUGAUACUGGCUCCGACCACUCGUACUCGUUGUCGUCAGGCACCACGGAGGAGGAGCUCCUGCGCAAGCUGAACGAGCAGCGGGACAUCCUGGCGCUGAUGGAGGUGAAGAUGAAGGAGAUGAAGGGCAGCAUCCGCCACCUGCGUCUCACCGAGGCCAAGCUGCGCGAAGAGCUCCGAGAGAAGGAUCGGCUGCUGGCCAUGUCUGUCAUCCGCAAGAAGCAUGGAAUGUGAACGGGUCCCCCUGGGACUCCCCAGGCCCUGCCAGCCCAGGAGACCUGCUGGCCGCCAUUGCGAACUCGCCUAUACUCCUGGGACACUGGUUGACUGUACUGAGACUUAGGGCAGCUGGACUGUUGCUGGUGACCUGACACCCUCUUGUUUCCUCUUGAAGUCUGGGACCUUGGACUCUGCUCUGGUGAUACCAGCAAUUAAUGAUUCUCUCUCCCCCACAUCCCCAUCUCCAGUUCAUGUUGUGGGUUCUGGUUAAGCAGAGGUUCCUAGGAACCACUGAACUUGAAACUUACCCCGUAGGGAUGCAGGUGGGAUGCCCAAGGACUAUGGGUUUGGGAAGACAACACCUUGUGGUUUGCCAGCAAUCAGAGACAACUCUUCUGUGUGUAGUGAUAAGGGAGCCAAGUGACAUCAGUUCUCCUUUUCAUACUUUUCUUUCCCAGGUGCAGCCUGUGAUUCUGAUGGGAGCUGGCAGAUCUGUGCCUCUGCCUCCUAGGACCUCCCUCUCUAGGAGGCCAUCUACAAGGGGAUCUAGGUGACAUGCUGAUGGAGACCCAGCUUGCCAGGGACUUAGGUUUAUCUUGUUAUGUUUGCUACUGGUUACAAAUUCUAUUUUCUGUACAUUUAGUCAGACUAAAGUUUUCACUGUGUUUGUUUGGCAAAAUGAAUUAAACAGAAGGUAAGGUUUUUAUUUGGA